UUGACGAGGUGAAUCCAUUAGGGCAGUCUCCUCUGAUCCAAGGAAGGCGCCACGCGCUCUCUGACAUGGCGAGCAACACUUGCUCCGGAGGCACUCCCAGCGAAAAGACAAGCAGCGUGGACCAAAACCCAUCGCCAACAGGCUGCUCCAGCGAUGGGACCAAGCUGCGGCCUGUGGAAGUUCGCAGUGCAUCCGCGCGGACAUGCCUGAACUACCCCAGUCCCCAACCGGUGGCGCCCAUUCCGGCGGGCAUUGCUCAGAGCCCCGAAGAGAAAGCUGGGAACCUUUCCAUGGAAGUGAUGCACACCAAGCUCGACUGCUCCGAUGAGCUGUAUGUGCUGUCGGACGAAUCUUCCCUGGCUGUGGCAGAUGAUGCUCUGGAGGACAGCGAGCUGUCGUCCAUCGCUACGCCUGGCAUGGAUCAUCUUGUUGAAGGACCUCCCGACCACUUAGAGCUUGAGCCUGCGAAGCUCUGCGGCGAAACAUCCGAAUGGCUUGAACCCGUCCAGGACGUUCCGGUCCCAGAGUUGGAACUCAGUGGGGAUUCGUCCUGCGACCCAGAUGAAGAGCCUAGCAUAGAAACCAUGCACCUGUGUGACGACGAAGAAGGCUCCAACAAGCUGCCGGACGAGUUCAAACUGGACGACAAGGACUUCGAGGUGUUUAGGGACGUGCGUGGCGUAAGGUUGCAGCAGAAGCGCAGCGUGCCGGUCAUCCCAUCCACGCCACCGCACUUUGCAGCUUCACCUGCUCUGGAUAUGGGCGACUUUAAAGAUGACUUUGUGGACCUGAACACCAACGAAAAGCCUAUACAAGACGAGCUUCAGUACGUGCCACUGGACUGACCGAGUGCCGCCGAAGAGCUUGUAACCAUGACUUGCAGUCCAUGUCGGCACCUGAUUGACUCAGCACUGCAGAGUGCAGACAGUUUUAAGACCUUCUUUUUUCUUCUUUAAGUGCAGGUAGGAAGGGACAGCACAUAAUCUGAACUUCCUGGAUUCUAUGCGAGUGCUUCACUGAAAAAAACGCAAAAAUGUGGGAGCUCAGAUGUGUUUGGCCUGCCUUCUCUUGUCUUAACAAAGGCAAGGUUCCUACCGACAAGUUUCUCGCACUGCAUUCAGGCUGUCGGAAUGCACCUGUAUUGGCUGCAAAUAAAGUACUCUUCUAAACACUUAAGCAAUGUGUAUUUAAACGAAAGUUG
This is a messenger RNA of Dermacentor silvarum, 1201 nucleotides long. RefSeq lists its product as uncharacterized. Lineage: Eukaryota; Metazoa; Arthropoda; Arachnida; Ixodida; Ixodidae. The coding region runs from base 66 to 845 and encodes 259 amino acids. The record is from RefSeq and is a predicted model, not a curated record. The transcript is spliced from 9 exons.